Linum trigynum is the source of this 1926-nucleotide messenger RNA. NCBI's taxonomy places the organism in Eukaryota, Viridiplantae, Streptophyta, Magnoliopsida, Malpighiales, Linaceae. The record is from the annotation of a GenBank genome assembly.
AUGCCUAGUCAAGUGAAACACAAUCAGAGCAACAGUUGUGCUAUGGAGGAUUCUACUAUGACUAUAGACUUCCUCCGGGCACGCUUGCUGUCUGAAAGAUCCGUGUCCAAGACUGCAAGAGAGAGAGCUGAUGAACUAGCAAAAAGGGCUGCAGAACUGGAAGAACAGUUGAGAAUUGUCUCAGUUCAAAGAAUGAAGGCUGAAAAGGCAACGGCUAAUGUUCUUGCAAUUCUGGUGAGCAAUGGAUUGAGUGAUGCUUCUGAGGGGUUUGAUUCAAGCUCUAACCAGGACGAUGAAAGUGAAUUUGGCUUGGUUAAUGGGUGUUCUAAGGAAGGGCAAAGUUCUGUCAAUUCAAAAGCUAAAAAGAGUGAGUCCGAUGAGCGGUCAGGUUCUGACAAGUUCAUCCCUUCUCCUGCCAGAAGCUUGUCAUGGAAGAGUAGCAAGGAUGGCACAGGAUCGAUGAAAGGGUGCAAGGACCCAGCUCUGAGAAGCUGUAACACCUUUACUUCUGCUUGUUCUUCUCCAAAACGUCAUCCAGGAAAAUCCUGCCGCCAAAUACGACGUAAAGACACUAGAGCUGGUGACAUGAAAAAUGCCAUUGAACGGCAAUUACAACUCAUACAAAGAUAUGAAGAUAUGGAAAUGGCUCAACGAGAGUGGGAAGAGAAGUCCAGAGAAAAUUCCAACAGUACACCGGAUUCUUGUGAACCUGGGAGCCGCUCAGAUGUUACUGACGAAGCUCCGUAUGAGAUUAACGAACAUCCACCACGUUCUUCUGGGACUAUAGAUACAACCAACCGCGUGGAAAAAUCAAAAGUUGAAGAUUUUCCGAAAUUCCAGCCUAAUGGCAAUCUUCAGCAGACUGUAAACAGGGAGCACUUGAAGGUGCAAGAAAAUAGCAUUGCACCUAUUUCAGGAUCCCGUUGUCCUGAUUUUGCCUGCUCUUUGGUAGAAAGUAAGCAUAAUGAAGCUCAGCUUGCAAACAUCCAGGGUUCACCCUCUAGUGAACAUCAACGGACACGCGGUAUAAAUGAUGUCCCUGGAAGCCAAUCGACUCGCGACUUCCAAUCCAACAGAGCUACGGAUAUCAACCAAGAGAAAGCCUCUGAAAGCAAAAGUGAAGUCCACGCACUGGUUCCACACAAAGCACCAAAGGAGUUGGGGAUUCUCGAUGCUCUUAAGAAAGCGAAGCAAUCACUACAACAGCAAAUCGACAAGAUUCCACCGGCUGUAGUUAGCAGUCCAGUUGGAACUUCGUAUGAUCUUUCUUCUCUUCUGACAACAGUGCGUGGGGACAAUAUACGCGAAAUACCUGUAAGAUGUCCUGGACUUUUCAGACUACCAACUGAUUUACUGGCACCGGGUAGAAGUGCAGGAAACGACUUCCAUUCUCUUGAUAAAAGAUCGAGUCUGGAUGACAUCCUCAGCGCUAGUGCCAGAACAAGUUUGAAGAAGAACUAUCAUUCUGGAAAAGGAUCAACAAAUCCAGAAGCAGCAGUGAUUGAUCAACUUGUUGCUAUGCCGCAGUACUCAGACCCCAAGAUGAAGUUUCCUACAGACAACCAUUUGCUUACCAGCAUACAAUAUCUUGAUGGUGCUUCUAUGCAGAGGCAACGGAUUGAUGAGGCAGGCUUUCCUCCAAGUAAAAGUGUGUACCCUGCAUUCCCAGUUAGUCCUGUAUAUGGUGAUCUGAUGUUCAGGGUGCCUCUUUCAGAAGGCUUCUCGACAUUUCCUGGAAGUAGAACUGCCGACGGGAUUCACUCAUCCCCAGCUGUCAGUCCUGGGUAUGGCGAUUUGAUGUUGCGGAUGUCUCCUUCCGAAGGCUUCUCGACGAUUCCUCCAGGUAGAAGAACGACGGAUGGGAUUCCUCCUCUCGGUGACCGUUUCUCGUUUUCCAGUCCCUACACUCCAGAUAUGUAUAGAUGA